Fukomys damarensis (Damara mole-rat) is the source of this 1529-nucleotide messenger RNA. RefSeq names its product hemopexin (gene Hpx). The record is from RefSeq and is a predicted model, not a curated record. Gene Ontology annotation, biological process: intracellular iron ion homeostasis; heme transport. Bases 64 to 1455 code for a protein of 463 amino acids. NCBI's taxonomy places the organism in Eukaryota, Metazoa, Chordata, Mammalia, Rodentia, Bathyergidae. Gene Ontology annotation, molecular function: heme transmembrane transporter activity. The transcript is spliced from 10 exons.
CCGACUCUAUUUAAGGAGUUCAACCCCAGGCCCAGGGCUGUCUUGUGGCUUUUCCAGCUCGCCAUGGCUAGGGCACUGGUAGCACAAACUGUACUUGCAUGGUUGGGCCUGUGCUGGUCUCUAGGCACUGCCAGCCCUCUUCCUCCGACCAGCGUGCGUGGGAACAUCACUGAAGGUGAGAGUGGGACCAAGACAGACCAAGACGCGAUCCACGAACACUGCUCGGAUGGCUGGAGCUUUGACGCCACCACCCUGGAUGACAGUGGGGCCAUGCUGUUUUUUAAAGGGGAGUUCAUGUGGAAGAGUCACAAAUGGACCAAGGAGGUGAUCUCAGAGAGGUGGAAGAAUUCCACCAGCUCCGUGGACGCAGCGUUCCGCCAUGGUCACGACAGUGUCUUCCUGAUCAAGGGGGACAAGGUCUGGGUGUACCCUCCUGAAAAGAAGGAGAAAGGAUACCCAGCGUUGCUCCAAGAUGAAUUUCCCGGAAUCCCAUCCCCACUGGAUGCAGCUGUGGAAUGUCACCGUGGAGAAUGCCAGGAGGAAGGCGUCCUCUUUUUCCAAGGUAACCGCAAGUGGUUCUGGGACGUGGCUACAAGAACCACAAAGGAGCGUAUCUGGCCAGCUGUUGGAAACUGCACCUCUGCCCUGCGGUGGCUUGGCCGCUACUACUGCUUUCAGGGUAACCAGUUCUUGCGCUUCAACCCUGUCACGGGAGAGGUGCCUGCCAGAUACCCUCUGGAUGCCCGUGACUACUUCAUGCCCUGCCCUGGCAGAGGCCACAGAAACAGGACUGGCCAUGGGAACAGCACCCACCGUCAACUUGAAGAAUCACGCUGUAGCCCAAGACUAGUCUUGUCUGCAUUGGUAUCUGACAACCACGGUGCCACCUAUGCCUUCAGCGGCUCUCACUACUGGCGUCUGGACACCAGCCGGGAUGGAUUUCAUAGCUGGCCCAAUGAUCACCAGUGGCCCCAGGGCCCUUCAUCGGUGGAUGCUGCCUUUUCCUGGGAGGAUAAACUCUACCUGGUUCAGGGCACCCAGGUAUAUGUCUUCCUGACAAAGGGAGGUUAUCCUCUUGUAAGUGGUUAUCCUAAGCGGCUGGAGAAGGAACUUGGGGGCCCUCAUGGGAUCAGCCUGACGUCUGUGGAUGCAGCCUUUACUUGUCCCGGGUCUUCUCAUCUCUAUGUCAUGGCAGGUCGGCGGCUGUGGUGGUUGGACCUGAAGUUGGGUGCUCAAGCCACGUGGACAGAGCUUCCUUGGUCCCAUGAGAACAUGGAUGGGGCCCUGUGUGUGGAAAAGUCCCUUGGCCUCACCUCGUGCUCUGCCAGUGGUCCCAGCGUGUACCUUAUCCACGGCCCCAAUGUGUACUGCUACAGUGAUGUGGAGAAAAUGAGUGCAGCCAAGACCCUCCCGCAGCCCCAGAGGGUAGCCAGCAUCCUGGGCUGCAGCCACUGAGGAGCCUCCAGACAAGAAUCUGGCCCAGCCCCACCUCCUCAACUUUCUCCCAAUAAAGCCAGGUUGCUACUUCA